Labrus mixtus (cuckoo wrasse) is the source of this 1609-nucleotide messenger RNA. Its product is annotated as myelin-associated glycoprotein. Lineage: Eukaryota; Metazoa; Chordata; Actinopteri; Labriformes; Labridae. Bases 115 to 1440 code for a protein of 441 amino acids. The transcript is spliced from 12 exons. The record is from RefSeq and is a predicted model, not a curated record.
CUCCUGUGAAGUUUAAUUCCUCUUUCUCUGCCCGAGCUCCACAAACGCAGAGAAGUCCGCUCGUGAUGAGACAGAGUCCAAAAGGUUCCUCCAGGCUUUAAAGACUUGGUCGAGAUGGGCGUCGGUCUGGCAGGUGUUGCUUUACUCGUUGCUCUGAUGCGAGGUGUCUCGUGUGAAAUCUGGACCGUAACGCUGCCUCAAAGCAUCAUGGGAAUCCUGGAGUCCUGUAUCACGAUCCCAUGUGGUUUCCAGAUUCCUGAGAAUCGUGAAAAAGAUCUGCUCAUGAACUGCUCGACUGGAGUUGUUUGGAAGAAGGACAGUAAAUAUGGUCCUGUUGUCUUCAGUGAAGUCAAUCCGAAAAGCAACAAGAUUCAGGGUAUGGUUUUCGGAGACCUCAAAAAGAAGAACUGUACCACCACGUUCCACAGCCUGCCACAGAACUACAGCGGCUCCUACUUCUUCAGGCUGGAGUGUUUAGGGGACUUCAAGUAUACCUUCACUAAAGGAGUCAUCAUCAUCGCUCAGCCAGGCAUGCCUCCCCCCCAGCUGACCCCCGUGAAGCAGGUGUCAGAGGGCGACCUGGUGACGCUGCAGUGUUCAGUCCCUGUGCCCUGCUCCAUCCUGCCCCCCUCCCUCACCUGGCUCCCCCGAGACAUCACCUGGCAGGCUCAGACGCAGAUAGAGCAGAAGGCGGAUGGACUGAUGGUCAUGACGUCCACACUGACCUUCAUCGCCUCCGCUGACCAUCACAACAGGAGCGUCGCCUGCUAUGUUUCCUACCCGCUAACCAAAGGGGGCAGCACCAAGCCGUCUGCAAACACCCAGAGACUCAACAUCCUGUAUUCUCCCAGAUCAACAGUGGCGUCCCUCGCCACACCUGGUCCUGGUCCUGGUUCUGGUUCUGUCUCUGAGGGCAGCUCUGUGACUCUCAUAUGUUCCAGUGAUGCUAACCCUCCUGUGAGCCUCUUCACCUGGUACAGAGUCCUCAGUGGACAGCUGACGAAGACAGCAGAAGGACAAACGCUGUUCCUUCAGGUCAGACACAAUGACAGCGGGCUGUACCUGUGUGAGGCUCAGACCCAGGGGGGCUCUCAGAGGUCCACACCUGUGUCUCUGCAGGUGAACACCUACACAGGCAUCGAUGUUGGUCCUCUGCUGAUUCCUAACCUUAUCAGCGGCGUGGUGCUGGUCCUCUUCGUCCUGACUGUCGCUCUCGGUGUUUACCAGUAUCAAAGUCUUUCCAGGAGGCUGAAGCAGGUCGAGCUGCAGGGAGAAAACACGUACGCAGAUCUGAGGAGUCUCCCCGCUGACUACGACCAACUCCAGUCUCGGCAGCCCAAAGAGAAGCUCUCUCCAGAUCUCUCCAACUACCAGAACCUGCAGGAGCUGCAGAUUUCUAAAGUCGGCGUCAGCCCGAGCGGAUCGAAAGGACUGCAUUAGAGAUUCAAGAAGGGAAUAUGAAGAAGCUUUGAAUGUGAAUAUUCCUGCAGCUCUGUGUUUAAACAUUUAAAGUCUGCGGUCUUUAUUUCUCUGAUCUGUGAAUGAGACCGUCACGCUAACAAAGCUGCAUUUUGACUGUUAUCUAAUGUCUGUUUUUUGAUAAUUUUCU